AUGAAAUGCCGUUGUUUGCUGCAUCAAUGCAUGCAGAUCAGCGUCCUUCAGUGCCAGGAUGAAGUACGGGGCCCUCUCGCAUUUCAGAUGCUGCAAUUAGCAAAGCUUCAAGUGGAGCCUCAGCUGCUGCUGGUCAGCAACAGGGCAGACGAAGACAUGCUGAUGGUUGCCCGUGCCCCGCUGGAUGGGUACGAGACUGAGUACGGCAGCGAGUACGGCGUUGGCGCGGAUGGGUACAGCAUUGGCGGCAGCUGGGCAGACAGGAGACGCUUUGAUAUGCGGAUGGAGCGGAGCAUGGCGUUCGCGUACGACAAGGCGUUACGUCGUCUAGAGCAGCUCUACGUGAGACAGACUGGCGCCGCUGUCGCCAGCGUGGGCCUUGCGACCCAUGGGUCGGCUCAAACGACCCAUGGGUCAGUCGGUGGCUUCGACAGCUUCGGCAUACCCUCCCAGUGCCCCGGUACCACAGCCCCUGCCGCCGCUCCCGUUCCGCAAUGCAUGUUGCACGUGGCGGGCCUUAUGGACCUGGGCCAGCGACACGCGGUGGGGGCACUGGGGGCGCUGGUGGGGUACCUUCUCCGGGGGGGUUGCCAUUCCGUGUAA
Molecule: messenger RNA, 603 nt
Organism: Volvox carteri f. nagariensis
Lineage: Eukaryota; Viridiplantae; Chlorophyta; Chlorophyceae; Chlamydomonadales; Volvocaceae
Exons: 4
Coding region: 1-603 (200 amino acids)
Source: RefSeq, a predicted model, not a curated record